AUGAACUCGAACGAACAGAGAAAACGACCUCUCGACGAUGAGGACCCCUCUACUGAGAAGCAGCCCUCGCCGAUAGUUAGCACCGCGGAACUCGCAGAGAGCCAGCCGGCACCAGACCACAAUAUGGAUGGAGAAACCGAGGACAAAAACGAAAAGUGGCCUGGAAAUGACGAUUCCGUGAAAGUCGAGGAAAACGAUACAAAAGUCAAGGAAGAGUUUGCUGCUACUACUGCUCCUACUACCAAUGUUACUGCACCUACCACACUGAGUGUAGCUGACAGUAACGGUGGAGAGGCAGAUGGAGGCACCACAACAGCAGCAGUGAAUGGUUCCAAGCGGUUCAAGUCAGAUACACUCGUGGUGGUUCCCCAUAAGACGCCGCAGCUUUUCUACUCGUUACUUAAAACAGGGCUCGUGUAUGAUGUGCGUAUGAGGUACCAUGCCAAAAUUUUUACUUCCUACUUUGAGUACAUCGACCCCCAUCCCGAGGAUCCUCGUCGUAUCUACCGUAUUUACAAGAGGCUCGCCGAGGCAGGCCUUGUUCAGGACACCUCUCUUUCAGGAACAGAGGAUAUUGGGCCCUUGAUGGUGAAGAUCCCGAUCCGUGAGGCGAAAGCGGAAGAGAUCUUGGAGGUCCACUCGGCAGAGCAUCUCAAGUACAUCUCGCUGACGGAACAAAUGACGCGAGACCAGCUUCUUGAGGAAACAGAAAAGGGUGACUCCAUCUACGUCAAUAACGACUCGUACCUCUCGGCGAAGCUCUCGUGUGGAGGCUCCAUCGAGGCAUGUAAGGCAGUUGUCGAGGGAAAAGUGAAAAAUUCCAUGGCCAUUGUACGUCCUCCGGGCCAUCAUGCUGAGCCAGAUACUCCGGGUGGUUUCUGUCUCUUCAGUAACGUUGCUGUGGCUGCAAAAAACAUCCUCAAAUCCUAUCCGGAGUCCGUCCGCCGUAUCGUUAUUCUUGAUUGGGACAUUCACCACGGGAACGGCACCCAGCGUGCCUUCUACAAUGACCCUCGCGUUCUUUACAUCUCGCUCCAUCGAUAUGAAAAUGGUAAAUUCUACCCUGGCACUAAAUACGGUGGACUCGAUAAAGUAGGCGAGGGUGAGGGUGAGGGCUAUUCUGUGAACAUUCCCUGGAGAGGGCCAGGAGUUGGAGAUGGAGACUACGUGUACGCAUUUAGGAGAGUGGUGAUGCCCAUAAUAAGUGAGUUUGAUCCGGACUUUGUCAUUGUGAGUGCUGGUUUCGAUGCUGCAGAUGGUGAUUUGAUUGGUCAGUGUCACGUCAGUCCAGCCGGUUACGGCCAAAUGACACACAUGUUGAAGGCGAUUGCCAGAGGGAAGCUUGCUGUGAUCCUUGAAGGUGGCUACAGUUUGGACUCUAUAAGUGAAAGUGCCUUGGGAGUGGCCAAGGUUCUCAUAGGCGAGCCUCCCGAGGCAACUAUCAGCGCCCAGCCCAAGCUGGAUACGAUCGAGACUAUAAGUGAAGUCAUCAAAACGCAAAGCAAGUACUGGAAAUGUAUGAAGCCGGGCAACUCAGCCCAUGUUUUUGAAGACGUUUACGACUUGAACACCAACAACCUUCUUUCAUUCGCCGAACCCAUCAGAUCCUACCAAGCACAGCAACUCUUUUCGAAUUACUCCUUCAUCAGCCUCCCGGUCAUUGAUCACCCUGAGUACAAACUUUCGACGUUUAGUUUUGACCUUCCUGCUCAUGUCGAAGAUCUCGUCUUGGCAAGCCCUGAGAUACACAAACGCUCCACGAUUGUAAUAUCCAUCCACGACCCUCCAGAAGUGUGGGCAAAUGUUAACCCGGUCAAUGGUAAUAUUGAAAGUAGCACUUCUGUUGUGCUAGAACACCCAUUAACCCGUGUUAUGAAAAAAGUCGAGACUGAGCUUUCGAAUGACGGCGGCUCUCCCAACGACGUUGGGUAUAUCGAUAUCAACAUCCCAUCUUACACAGAGGCCGUCGCAUCUUCCCUAGCACAGCGCUCGAAAGAAGGUUCAGAUGCAAAGAGCAGUUCGCCUGUUAAUCCCUCAAACUAUAAUCCAACUAUUUUUGCUCAGGAACUUCUACUUUGGGUCUGGGAUAACUACUUGACUUACUUCCCAGACCUCAAGAAAGUGGUUUUUGUUGGCUUUGGUGACUCUUACCAGUCCAUCGUUCAUCUUUAUGCCAAACGACCUUCGCAAGAAAUCAAAGACGUCGUGAAAGGCACAGUUGUAUUUGUAAGCCGAUCCAACCUCAAAGCUUUGGUACCAGUGAUGGAUGAGUCAAUGGUAGACUGGUACUACCAGAGCUCUGUCAUAUUUGCAAGUAGCAAAAACUCAUGUUGGGUCAGUGCUUCAAGCGCUUUGAAAAAUGGAGAAGCUGAAGAAGUUGCAAAGAGACCAAGGAAAAAAUAUGGCAGAGUAUUGAAGGCGUCGUCCGAUUGCUUAUGGGAUGUUAUUCACGAAAGAUUUGAUGAAGGUGUUGAUUUUAUUCUUGAUUCGAUCGAGGAUUUUUCAGAAUCUGAAUCUGGUUAG
Molecule: messenger RNA, 2523 nt
Organism: Candidozyma auris
Lineage: Eukaryota; Fungi; Ascomycota; Pichiomycetes; Serinales; Metschnikowiaceae
Gene: HDA1
Product: histone deacetylase HDA1
Exons: 1
Coding region: 1-2523 (840 amino acids)
Biological process (GO): chromatin organization
Cellular component (GO): histone deacetylase complex
Molecular function (GO): histone deacetylase activity
Source: RefSeq, a predicted model, not a curated record